UGCCUCGAACUCUGCAGGUAAAUAGUUCUUUACACCCACAGUGUGUAAACACCAGGGGUAACUACAGUAAUGUGCCUGGUGUCGUAUAGUACUGAAGGAAUACUGAUGCAGUACUAAGGACUUAUAUCUACAAAGUACCACUUUUUAACUAGUGCAUUGAUUUUCCAUUAUUAUUGUCUGGGUGACACAGUUGUUGGGAUUUUGUAAAUGUGUGUUCAACAGUUUUACUGAACGCCUGACAAACUGGUGCGUGAAGAUUCACUUGUGCACCGCUUGGUGGAGCUACGGCGACUAGAACGCCACCACAUGGAUGGGAUCCUGGUACAUGCAUCUGUACCUGCAACAUUAGUACAGUUGCAACUAUCGAGGAAGGAUAAACCUGUGUUUGGACAUACUAUUCGUGUCAUCCCACUAAUCAACUUGACAGGUCAUAAAAACGAGACCACGUGAUCUGAAAACCUCGAACAACACCUCUACGGACAACCCGUUGUAUCAGGACUUUCGGUUCAAAGGUUAUCCAUCAGAGGGUUUCAACAAUCCUCACAACCCACAAUACAAGAGGAAUUCAGCUGCUGAUAUGAAUGGGUCCGAUGUGAACAGAUAUUUUGGGAAAACACAGCAUUUUGAUUCAGCAAGAAAGACAGAGCUGGUUGCACCGAAACCACAGGCAUCUGAAAUUGUCACUUACCACCCUGGUGAUGCAAGACCAAAGUUAGACGAGGGUCACAGGAGUAUUCAGUACGGGUCAGGGGACCCCCGAAUCGACGAAUCGCAACAGGUGCGCCCAAGCCCAAUGAAGGGCUUCGAUAACAGAAAUGAAAGCGAACGGGAUAGAUUACGACGAGAAAUGAUCGAAACUGAACAGGAUCGGCAGCGUCUCCGAUACCAGGAUGAAAUGAGAAUGCGGGACAGAGUGGAGGAGAGGAAACGGCACGAGGAACUUAUGGAGCAGAAGAGACAGGAUAUGGAAAUGUUAAAAAAUUACAAUCCUUGGGGUCGACCAGGGGGCGGAGCACCUAUGGCCGACUCCAGAAAGCAGAAAUUUACUGAACACCAACUCGAACUUCCGGAGGACAAGGUUUAUAAGGAUAACUGGGAGCCUGCCUACCCUGAGUUAGAAAGGAUUGAUUUUAGGAAAGAAAUAGCUCAGAGCUAUCAGAGCGACGAUUCUAACAAUCACAAUAAGUUUAAGGAGAACUGGGAACUAUUCGCUUAUGAUGACAAUCCCAUGCGUCUUCGAGUCCACCCCGGUAAGGCAACAGUGAUGCAUGAAUUGGUUCGUAAAUUUCAGGACAGACCUGGCUAUAAUCCAUCCGGGCCAAGAGAUAGUACAAGGCUUGACCAGAUCAGCCGAGACCCAGCUAAUAUGGGGUCUCCGAAGAAUAACUCACCCCACGAACCGAAAAACGAACAAGGCGAGAUUGUUCCAAGCCCCCCAGCUGCUUGCAGUGGUUCUAUAGUUGAUCGUCUUGGAACCCCCGGGGGCGGGGCUCCCCUCAAAACCGGUUCCGGAAAUCAUAUGAAAACUCGUAUGAACUCUGCCAAAAUAAUCCGCUUUCAGAAUGGAAGCAAAUGGGAAGUCGAAAAUAUUAUGCGGUAUGAUAAGGACUCGCUAGCAAAAGAGGAGUAUUCCAAGGAUCUCAACAUGCAGCAAAAGCAGGAAACCCUCCGAAACCAGGAAGAAAAAUUACAAAACCUCAAACAGGAACUAAAUCACUUAAAGGCAGCCACAACUGACAGACGGCCAGAUUCCUUCCAAGAGAGGAGACAGUUUGAUGAGUAUGAUCCUUGGGGAAAAGGAAUAGGCAACCCCCUUCGAAAUACUGAUGGAUAUCUGAUGAACAUCAGAAAGUCUUUCAGGAGUAGGAAGAAUGGUUUCGGUGAUUCCUACGACAGAGGAGGUAAUCCACGCACAGCCCCGGAAACAAACCGAAGUGCUACGAAUCCCUUUGAGGAGUUCGACAAUCUCGGAAAGAUUGGGAAGCCCAGGAAACCAAACAUGGAGCUGCAUCCCAUUUAUCACCCAUUUGGAAAAUCCGGAGGAGGGGCACCAGUGAAGGAUACUACGGGAAGGGUCAACACAGUGUUACACGGUCACUCCGAUCGGCAUUAUUUAAGAAAUAACUUAACGGAUUACGAGAGAAGACAGAAUGCUAUCAAAGCCAAGAUCUACUAUGCUGAGCUAGGAGAGCAACUGGAGCAUCAACAGUACAAGAAACAAAUGGAAAUUGAAGAAAAGAAAAGACCGCAUGGCGAAUUGGCUGUUAUCAUUGAUGAUAAGUUAACUGGCAAACCUAGAAGAGACCCCAUAACUGGGGCUUUAAAAAAUCACCACCUGGGCAAUUCUGACGUGUCCCUUCAGAAAAUGGGAAGCCAGCCACGGAAUUUUGUAGAGCAGAGACAAUACCACGAUUACUUGGAUGUCAUGAACGAAGAGAGGUUCCGCAGAAAUGCUCUGGGCAAAAUGAAGGAUUUCCAGGAAGGAAAGAAACAUUAUGAUACGAUGGAUGGCAUCUGGGGGAGACCAGGUGGUGGGGCACCAAAGGGGUACACCAUGCGAAAGUUCAACCUAAAUGACAUCAUUCACCGGCCUACGAAAGAUAAAGCCCCAGUGGCUGGAGAGUAUAUGAAAAACCACGACUGGUCAGAGGUUAACCCGGACAAGUUCUUUUCAAAAGAUGACGAUGAGUAUUACGCAACCCAGAGGUCCCCCCGACAGAACCCCAUGCUAUCCGCCAGAGAUAUUCAGGAGGGGCGGUUAUCCCCUGGUUCCAUACCCAAGAAAUAUAUAAAGAGCACUGUCACGAGUACUCACGCCAAUAUGUAUGACUAUAAAGAAGACUACCCUCAGAAAGACUACAAAGUCGGUGCCCCUUACGCUACAGUGAACCAUGGUUAGCGGAAGUGACGUAUAGGAAGUACAUCACACAAGGGAAUUCUUAUAACAAUAUUACCGUUUUAUAAAUGAUCCUUGUUGCUCAAAUUUGCUUAAAACUCUGUCUAAUAGUUGGAAAUAAUUCUUGUAUAGAAAUAUUAGGUCCAAAUGUUUGGAGCAUAAACUAUCAAAUCAAGAUUUAGAAGAAUAUGUACAGUAUUAUAAAGCUGCAAAAUCGUCUAAAAGCGAUGUUUCUUUAGCAUACAAUUUGAAAUCUCAGAUCUUCUCAUGCCAGAGAAUAGUCUGUUAUACAGUGCGGCAAGAGACGUUAAAUUUGAGAAAUGUUAGAUAUAUUCUAUUCCAGUUUGAUAUGUGGAGAUGGGUAAUUUAUCGGCUGUAAAUACUCUCUAUAUAACUUAUUCACGAUGUCAUAGUUUAGGUUAUGCAUUACGUUACGCUUAUUGUACUUAGAUUUUUAGGUAUGGUUAGUAUUUUUUAUUCGUUUCAUUUAUUCUUUUUAUUUAUUCAUUUAUUUUUUGCUUUUGAAUGGUAUCUUGAAUCACUUUGGUAUGGAAUGAGAGACGAUAAAUGUACAAAUAAUGUAUUAUUUAUAAUUAUACAUGUUGAUUUCGUUUUCGGUCUUCUUUUACAAAUUUUCAAAUCCUGAAGAUUUAUAAAGGAAGAUAGGUUUGAUUGUAAUUAUUUUAUUUUUCAGGGUUUUCAGUGUUUUUUAUUUCAUUUGUGUGUCAAUUUUAUUGAGUUUUUAUCAAUUUUGAAAAGGCUCUAAUCAAGCGAAGCUGUGAUAAACUGUUUUCUGUUUCAAUAUAAACAUAUUUUUAUGUAUUUUAUAUUUGAAAGGAAAGCAAAAUUAGAUUUGUUUGACCACGUUUUUAAGUUUGCAUAAGUCAAAGUCAUUAAUGCCAUUUUUCAUUUUCAAAAUUCAUUAAAUUUUCUAAGAAGGUAUUAAAGCUUUAGUGUUUUAAAUGUUUUUGAAAUUGAGUUGAUCUGGUAUAUGUAUCCCAAUAUAUUUUCUUCAAGCAUCUCUGUUCCAAAAAACGUUUUCAUGUGUACUUAUUAAUUCAACUUGUAUGUAUUUAAUUUCCCGUCAUUACACAGGUAUGUCCAUUUUGACUUUAUUUGUUUUUGUGUAUCCGUCCAUGAAUGUAAUCAAAGAAAAUAUUUAUUAUAAGUUUAUGUCUACAUUGUAUAACUACAGGAUGCUAAGGAGCACUUCGUUUUCUUGUUACUUGAACGUCCUAUUAAAUUAUCCAAUCCGUC
Messenger RNA from Ostrea edulis (European flat oyster), 4153 nucleotides. RefSeq lists its product as uncharacterized. The record is from RefSeq and is a predicted model, not a curated record. The transcript has 30 exons. Lineage: Eukaryota; Metazoa; Mollusca; Bivalvia; Ostreida; Ostreidae. Bases 578 to 2899 code for a protein of 773 amino acids.